GGCCGGUUUUUCGUUUCUCUUGAGUGCUAUAUUUUUCCGGAGUACUUGACGAAGUAGAGUUUUGGAUUGAAGUUUAGCUUUCCUGACGAUAUGGCAUCGGAGGUCCACAAAAGCGUCCCUGUUUCCCGGGUCGACCUGGUCCUAGGCGAGGCGAAAAGCAAGGCAAAGAGCCAAGAGACACCUGUGACGAGCAUCACCGAGAUCUCCGCUUCGAAGGCCAAGGAGGAUGGCGUGGCGUUCUGGACAAGGCACACCAAGCCUGUCCUAACUUCACUGCUCAAAGCCGUCGGAAGCUAUACCCCAGAGCAACAGGCAUCUCACAUUCAGUUUUUGGAGGAGUAUAUCAUUCCGAGCAUGGGUCGCGCCCCCGAAAAAUCACGUGCCAGGUCCCUCCUGACCCCCAACGGCUCGCCUUUCGAGACCAGCCUCAACCACAGCGACAACGGCAAGUCAUCUGUGCGCUUUUGCUAUGAGCCGGUGUUCCCGGGGUCUGAUGGUGUCACCGAGAACCCCAUUCCUGCCAUUGCAGAGAAUGUGGGCGCGGAUUUGCGCUGGUUCAACCAGUUCGCCGCCGAGUUCUUCCCUUCAGAGGAAGACGAUGCCGUUUUGAUUGAGAAGAUGCCUAAGGACACCAUUCGUAUACCCAAAGUCUUCCUUGCGUUUGAUCUCGAGGAAGACAAGAGGACGAUGAAGGCGUAUUUCUACCCCGUCAUCAAGUACAUGACCUCCAAGAUCAACUCCGACAGGGCCAGCUUCGAGCUCAUCCGACGUCUAGACCCGCUCGGCUCAUCUUUUGGGCCUGCCCUAGACCUCAUCGAGGACUACCAGAAGCUGUUGUACCAGGACCCGCCACUGACGGUGGUCAUUGGCAUCGACUGCGUGGGCCCGGAAGCCGACCCGCGCAUCAAGAUCUAUAUCGAGCCCCGGUCCAACACCUGGGCAGCGGUGCAGCAGCACGUUACUUUCGGGGGCAAGUUGACGGAUAAUUUGACGCUCGCCGGCCUGGCGAUCCUUCGCGACAUGUGGAACCUGAUGAUCAACGAGCCCGAGGACAGGGAGAUCGAUGAGCACUUUGCGAAGGAGGUUCCAGAAACGACGCCCAAAAGUAGUGGCGCCUGCUUCAGCUGGGAGCUGAAGCCCGGUCAAGCCAUACCCGACGUCAAGAUUUAUUUACCACUGCCCCAGUACUUCAAGAGCGACAAAGCCAUUGUGGAGGCCAUUGAGAAGGUAUUCCGGAAGCGAGGGUGGGCCUGGGGUGUCGAAGGGGCUUAUAAGAAAGUCGUCUUGGAUGCAUAUGGAAGCGAUGUUGUUGACGACGAGAUUGAGACGCCAACGGUGCACACGUUUGUGUCUUUCAACUUCUCUGAGAAGAAGGGUGCGUAUAUGACUACGUAUAUUGCGCCAUUUGUUCGGUUCCCUUAAUAUACAGCGACUGUUAUUCAUGGCACGCUACGGACCAUAUCAAAUACGAAAUACCUGUAAUAUAUUAAACAGUGCACAAAGACGUAAAACCGACUAGCAGGCGUUAUUGCAAAAGCCACCGGCGUUGAGUGUGUUGGGGAUCUGAUGCAUGAGUUGGUCAUAUAUCGCCGCCUUCUCCCAUUCAAGGGAAGUAUGUACCCGUUCACCUUGGGGAUAUUAAAAUGGCAGCAAGUUGUACUACAGUCGCUCGCAAAACCGGCUUUCCCUUCCGUGCAGCU
This is a messenger RNA of Hyaloscypha bicolor E, 1700 nucleotides long. Its product is annotated as aromatic prenyltransferase. The record is from RefSeq and is a predicted model, not a curated record. Lineage: Eukaryota; Fungi; Ascomycota; Leotiomycetes; Helotiales; Hyaloscyphaceae. Gene Ontology annotation, molecular function: transferase activity, transferring alkyl or aryl (other than methyl) groups. The transcript has 3 exons. The coding region runs from base 91 to 1422 and encodes 443 amino acids. Gene Ontology annotation, biological process: alkaloid metabolic process.